Cladocopium goreaui is the source of this 2749-nucleotide messenger RNA. The record is from the annotation of a GenBank genome assembly. Lineage: Eukaryota; Dinophyceae; Suessiales; Symbiodiniaceae.
AUGAAGCUGAAUCCAAUGAUUCAUCCCAUCACGAGAAUCACAGACGUGAACACGCUGUAUGACUACCUCGAAGAGGUGUUUAUUCCAGCGAUUUACAAGAAUUCCACUGACAUUCAAUUAGCAGAGAGCAUCUCUCCGCACUUAAGACCCAUUGACAUCGCCAACCGAUUGCUUGGGACUGUGCGAUUGCGACAGGUACGCGUCGACCUGACGGAAAACUGCCAGGUGCUACCACUUUUUGAGCAGUACACAGUUUCCUGCUACCCAAAUUAUUCACCAGGCACUGCCAGCAAGGUGGCUUUCGGACCACAACAAAGGUUCACACACUCUGCAGAUGGCAGUGGUAUUGGUUACGAAGGUUUGUUGGGUGCGUACGGGCCAGAUGGCUUCAUGCAACUCUUGGCUUCCAAUGGUACUCUGGCAUCUCAACAAAUUCAGCAGCUCCGCAUAGAUGGCUUCUUAGAUGCCGCCACUCGGGCCUUCUUUGCAGAGUUCAACAUUUGGAACUCCAAUGUUGGCUUGUAUGCUGUUGUGAAUUUCGCAGUCGAGUUUGGAGCUAGCGGUGGAACUGCACAGGAGAUCGAAAUUACGACCAUGACCGAGCGAGUGCUUACUGUGGGUGGCUUGGGCACUGGUAUGGAUUGGUUUGCAUUUGUGCUCCUUAUCCUGGUUAUGGUCUUUGUUGUUCAAUUUAUCAUAGAGGAAGUCGGGGAGCUGUAUCAGAGUUGGCGAACUUAUUUCUUCGAUGCCUGGAACCUACUGGACUGGGCCAAUAUGGUCUUGCUGCUCGUGGGCUUUACAAUGCGUAUGCUCCUAUUCUCAGAUGCUGCAAACGCAAAUGUGGGCAUAGAGCAGCUGACGAACAAGGAGUCUUUUCAAAAUAUCUCCGCACUGGCCAGCGCGGCCACGACAGUUCGAGUUCUCAAUGCUUUCAAUUGUGUUCUACUUUGGGGAAAGGUGACAAAGUACCUGCGGCACCUGCCACUAGUCAAGGGCUUGAUCCGUACUGUUUGGGAUGCCUUCGACCUGUUCUUGCCAUUCCUUAUCAUGUUUUGCGUCGGUAUGGUGGGCUUUGUGAUGGCCUUCAACGUAGGCUUUGGCGACAAAGUGUCGGAGCUGCGAAACUUUUCGGAAUCCGCCGUGUAUUUGUGCAGAGCUUUCUUGAAAGACGUCCAGCUGAUGCCGGUGUAUGACAUCACCCCACUCUUUGGGGCUGGUUUGAUCCUCCUAUUCUAUUUGAAUAUGAUAGCAGCUUGGAACUUAUAUCAUACCUCUUCCUGGGCGUGUGGCCCAUUCGCAAUUUUCAGCCGUGCUUCAGUGUGGACAUGGACUGUUUUCAUGUCACUGGAGCACUUGGCCCCCGACGUACUUGUGGAGAUCCUCUCCUACAUCACUCAUAAUUCUCAGGGUUUAAGCUCCUUUGGUGCUCUUUGCCAGAAGGUGAACGGCACGCUGAAUGAGGAGAGUGCUUGGCAGCACCUGUGCCAGAAGUAUUGGCACUCCAGCGAUGCACGACUCAAAGACUGGCCUAUGCUCUCUGCAAGAGGUCUCUACCGAGCACUGGAGCAGUGGAUGCCUAUGGAAGGUUUCUAUGUUCUCACCACGGCCUUUCCUUGGGGCUUACUGGCCUUGCUCCGAAUUGAAAGCGGUAAACUUUGUGCUCGAGUUGUCCGAUUUCUUCCUGACACGGAGAACUUUUCAGAGAUCGAGGUACCUUUGUUUGAGGUCAGCAUUCGCGAAGAGAAAGGUAACAUCAGGAGUAGCAUUAGUGCCCCCUGGUUGCAGCCAAACGUCGCCGCAACAGUGGCACCAAUCGAAUCUUCACAGCUCUUAGCUUCCACAGAGGAGUGCUUUUUUCAUGAGCCGCAAGAUUGGAGAGGUGGGCCUUUUCCAAGCCCGCCGUGCCUUUCGACUGGAGGCAACCUUGGCUAUCCCUAUGGCCUCCAAGACUAUAUCGACUCAGACAGCGAUCAGGAUGAGGUGGUCUUUCUCAGUGAGAAGUGGUCGCCCGGCCGACUGGGUGAGACAGAAGGCGAAGUCAAGCAACACACCAGCGCCAUGCUGCGAGACAUGCUGGGCUCUAGCAGGUCGAUCCCGUGUGACCUUGCACUGAUCAGAAGUCCGGAUGAGUUUAUGCCCGCCGACCCCUCUGUGCCACGAUUGCGGCCUGGGCUUUACGUCGGAGAUUACGCCCAUGCCCUCUAUGGCCAAUUUCGGGUUGAAGUCCUGCUUUUGGACUACGUAUCUCUGACACCAGAUGAGAUACGAGCUGAACUCCAGGAUCCCAGGCGUCUGUUUGGUCGACCAGGGGGUGGUCACCCACCACCAGCCCAACUGCAAGCCUUGGCUGAGAUGAACCAAACGAUCACUUUCAUGCGAGUCGUAAAGCAAUGCGGCGACCUCCACGUCCCCAUGGGUGCCACGACCUUCGUGGCGGUUUGUGCUGAUGUCAGCAGCGUGCUCACGCAGACACCAAAGCCGAGUCGGGUACAGAACAGACAGACAUGGUCAUGGGAAUCUGUUGCACGAUCCUGGCGUGGUUUCGGGACGUUGGCAACACCAGGCUUUGCUCGGCCGUCCUGGGCCACUGGAUGGUUGGUGCAGUUCGCCCAUGGCACCGGAGAUCGAUUUGGAUUUGUUUGGGAUCGAAACCAGGAUGCGGUGGUUCUAAAAUGGAUUGGGCUGCAAGACACGUGCCCAUUCCUACAAAGAAGCUGGCUGCCUGAGGAUGUUCGCUAAGAGCCAAAAA